This is a messenger RNA of Melitaea cinxia (Glanville fritillary), 3813 nucleotides long. It is a transcript of the gene stol, whose product is annotated as voltage-dependent calcium channel subunit alpha-2/delta-3. Gene Ontology annotation, cellular component: voltage-gated calcium channel complex. Gene Ontology annotation, molecular function: voltage-gated calcium channel activity. The record is from RefSeq and is a predicted model, not a curated record. NCBI's taxonomy places the organism in Eukaryota, Metazoa, Arthropoda, Insecta, Lepidoptera, Nymphalidae. The transcript is spliced from 25 exons. The coding region runs from base 190 to 3813 and encodes 1207 amino acids.
GGCGGCGCGGCUCCUCGCGCGACACUCUGUUGCCCUGCGGCCCGUCCGCCUCACGUCAGACUCCAGUCGACCCAGUCCGCACGAGCCGAUGACUCAGUCCUGGUGACAUUGCAGUGCAGUGCGAACGGUGGUGUAAUUACAUGUAAGAGAGCCAGUGGUGUGGUGUUCACUUGACAUGUGGGGAGUGCGAUGGCGUUAGGCACUAUGACCCGGCGACCGCUUUUGCUUCUCGCCCUGCUGGCGGUUGCGCUCGCUAAUCAGCUCGAAGAUAUUCCUCACAAUGAAGUCAAGAAUUGGGCACUAAAAUUCGGCGUCGACCUGUGGGAGUUCGGCCGGCAUUUCACCAAAAUGAAUCAAAUACAGAACAAAUACCGCGAGUACAACGUGGAGGUGAACCGAAAAGACGGCCUGAUCUUAGUGCGAGAACUCGCCGCUGAAGUUAAGAAUCAUAUGGACUUCAAAAUUAACGCUGUCAUGCGUAUCAUGGACUCAGCCGAGGCGGCGGCGCUAUCAGCCGGCAGCAGCAGCACCGACGGUUCCCCGGGCUCGUACUACGACGCGCGCUGGUUGAAUGUACACGCAGACGACGGCACGCUGGCUGCCCGGGCACGUCGUCUGCUCCUAUCACCCAGCAGACAUUUCGAUCAUAUUGCCGUCAAUACCAGCUACAGCGCGGUGCUCAUGCCACCUUAUAUAAACACUGAAGAUGGCGAGGUACAAAACCAGAUUGCAUGGUCCGAACACUUAGAUCCUCUUUUUGUGAACAAUUAUGAAAUCGACCCAACCCUCUCGUGGCAGUACUACGCCUCAUCCACUGGCUUCAUGAGACGUUACCCAGCGAUGUCUUGGCCACCGGAGGACGGUUACUCGCACCACGCACGCGAUUUCUACGACUUCAGGUCGUCGAACUGGUUCGUCGAAGCCGCUACCUCGCCUAAAGACCUCGUGAUCCUAUUAGACGACUCCGACGACCUCGGCUCGUCGUACCGCCGCCUCGCGAAGGCUACAGUAUCGGCUCUGCUCGAUACACUCGGCCCCAACGACUUUGUUAACGUGUACAAAUACAAUGAUUCUGUGAAUGAGUUGCAUCCCUGCUAUACGAAAAUUUUAGCCCAGGCUGUACCUGAAACUAUACGGGAGUUGAAAAGUGCGCUGUGGGCAUCUGAGGCGUCAGGUGGCGCUGCCAACCUCACCGGCGCUCUCACCACGGCCUUUGCGAUACUCCAACGGUAUAACCGCACUGGUCAAGGAUGUCAGUGUAACCAAGCGAUAGCAGUGGUGGGGGCGGGCGGCGGUGCAGGGGGAGUAAAGGCCGUGUUCCGUACAUGGAACUGGCCGCAUAUGCCUGUGCGCAUCUUCACUUAUCGUGUGGGGGGAGAUGCGGCUUCCGGCCAUAAUAUGAUGGACAUGGCUUGCACAAAUAAAGGUUUCCACGUUACAAUCAAUGACCACGGGGAGAUUCGUGGUAAAGUGCUCCACUUCAUGGAAGUGCUGGCACGACCGAUGGUCAUGUACCAAACCAUACACCCAGUGCACUGGAGCCCCGUUUAUGUCGGUGGAAGGAGCAGCAGUCUGGACGAUGACGGUAUGGGGCAAUUGAUGACAUCCGUCUCAGUUCCAAUUUUCGACAGGAGAAAUCGUACGCAAAGAGAAGCCAACUUACUCGGAGUAGUUGGUACCGACGUUCCUGUCGAUCAAAUUAAGAAGCUCGUGCCACCAUAUAAGUUAGGCGUAAAUGGAUACUCAUUUAUGGUGGAUAACAACGGGCAUGUUUUGUAUCAUCCUGAUCUAAGGCCUUUGCACACCAAUGAGGAGUACACGGAAACGCUACGACCUCUGUACUCCAGCGUCGAUAUAACAGACGUAGAGCUUCUAGUUGACUCAGAAGACAAUCCUCGAGUCAAUCUAACAUCUCUUCUUCUUGAUUUGCGACAUGACAUGAUAGAGCAGCGCGAGGGGGAGACUGAGAUGGGUGUGAAAGUCCAGUACGAUGGCAUGCGACGCGUGUCGACUCGGAGGCAGCGCUACUUCUACAGCCCAGUGGAGGGCACGCCGUACUCGCUGGCCGCCGUGCUGCCGGACGGGUACGGCAUGUACGAGCUGCAGGCCGAGCAGGAGAUCAAGCACAGCCCUAUCAAUGUCACAGAAUACUUUAAAGGCGAUAACUGGAAAAUUCAUCCCGACUGGGUGUAUUGCGAAUAUGCAUCAACAUCGGAGCAAACGUUCACGUCGGCGGAGGAACAGCUGGUGCACUUCCUGACGCGCACCGGCCGGCCCGGCUGGAAGUGGAUGUCUCUGCGGCCGCGUGCGCUCACGCUACACAACGCGCACAAGAAGCAAGACCGCGACGCCUAUUACUGUGAUAAAACAUUAGUGCAAUCCUUAGUACGGGAUGCAAUGGUAAUAAAAGAAUUGGACGCUCACACUGGACAUACGAGCCAUCACUCUCACCCGAUAGCGACAUUAAUGGUUCUACUUGCAAGACAAGGGCGUUUUCACAAGUUUGUGGUGAAUUUGUCUUUCAUCGCUACUAGAAGCGGCCUUCUCAAGUGGAAUGAAAAUAUCAAUAGCUCAAGGUCAUCUGACUCUUCUGAACCACAUUUCAGCGAAAAAUAUGCGCGUGCAUACGACUCCGAAUGGUACCGCCGCGCCGUAGAACAUCACUCCAUUGAACCAGAAAGUUUCGUCUACUCGGUUCCCUUUCGCGAUGGUUCGGAGCCGGAAGAUUUUAGUGGGAAACCUCCUCUUGUUCUCGCAACUCAUGCAGUAUUCGUAGAAUCUAGAGGGCAUAGAGCUCCAGCGGCCGUCGUCGGAUUGUACUUUCAACUGGACUCGCUAGCGAAACAUUUCUUAAACGUUACAUCAACGUGUACACCGGGAAGUGUUUGUAAGAAGACAUGCGCCGGUGACGAGUUGGACUGCUACAUUCUAGAUGACAACGGUUUUAUAAUUUUAUCAGAAGAUCUCUCCCAAACGGGUAGAUUCUUUGGCCAGGUGGAUGGAACUAUAAUGGAUUCUCUUGUACAAGAUAGAAUUUACAAAAAGGUGACGGUACACGACCAUCAGGGUCGAUGCCCAGAUUCAAGGAAUCCCUUCAGUGGGGACGGCAACAAGUUGACACCUAUGAAACCGUUGUCCUGGCUUGGUAGAUACGUGAUAAAUUUGCUAGCAGUUUGGUUUCCGUUAUGGGAGACCAUACAAGCGCGUCCUCGUGCACACACCGAAGAAGAUUUAGACUACGAAGAUUACGAAAACGAGGAUAUGGAGAACGAGGACGACCCGGACCGAGACCGUGGAACCUACGAGAUCAUUAUAGACGGGCUAGGGGAGGUGUCUCGCGAGGGCGGCGCCCCGGCCGCGAGCCCCGGGCCGGCGCGCGAGCCGCCGCGCUCCGCCGUGCGCUCGGCCGCCGUGCGCCCCUGCGACACCAGCGCGGAGCUCUUCACCUUGCAGUCCGGCCGCCUCAAUGCCGCGCAACCGCUCAAGGGGAAACUCACCAACUGUCAUAACUCCGGAUGCGAAAGGCCGUUCAGCGUGCAGAAGAUCCCGCACAGCAACCUGAUCCUGCUGGUGGUGGACACGCUGUGCCCGUGCGGCGCCAAGCGCCUGGACGUGCGCGCGCGCGAGGCGCCGGCGCGCGCCGCCUGCCGCCGCGCGCCGCGCGCGCUGCCGCGCCGCCGCCCGCCCGCCUGCGUGUCCUACCACCCCGAGGAAAUUGAGAUACAGUCGUGCAGUCGCAGCGCUAUCCCGAGACCGUUGUUCGCCGCGGUCGCCGCGGUCAUCUUCCGGCUCGCCUUCACUCUCUCAACGUGA